Messenger RNA from Suillus plorans, 438 nucleotides. RefSeq lists its product as uncharacterized. The transcript has a single exon. NCBI's taxonomy places the organism in Eukaryota, Fungi, Basidiomycota, Agaricomycetes, Boletales, Suillaceae. The record is from RefSeq and is a predicted model, not a curated record. The annotation marks the transcript as partial.
AUCUUCCCGCACGGCUCUCAGAUGCUCAUUCGCGUAUUCGACUCUGCACAUCUUAACGACGCGCACCCCAUCAUAAAGCUGAUAUGUGUGCGUGUUGCAGAGAUUCUGAACCCCGCAAGCGUGGAGUAUUUCUGUCGAACGCGCUCGGAGAGGUUUCACCUUCCGUGGGAGGAUUUUUCACCCGAAGGCCCGAAACGCGAUGGAGAUUGGGCAUAUCUUGAGCAGAGUUUCAAUAAGGGAGAAGCGUUACGCGAGAAGAGCGGCGAGGAGUGUGUCAUGGGAGACACGUUCUCGUAUGCGGACAUCAUCGUGGCAAGUCGACUGUUCUGGUACAAGCGCGUCUUGAAGGAGGAUGAGUGGGCGAGAAUUAGCUCUUGGAAUGGAGGGAAAUGGGCAAAGGUGCUGGAUAAGAUUCAGCAGGAAUGUCACCUGGCGUGA